Molecule: messenger RNA, 2133 nt
Organism: Salpingoeca rosetta
Lineage: Eukaryota; Choanoflagellata; Craspedida; Salpingoecidae
Exons: 3
Coding region: 19-2133 (704 amino acids)
Source: RefSeq, a predicted model, not a curated record
GCCGCGACGACCGCCACGAUGCGCACAAGCGCCACAACAACAACAGCACGACUUGCAUCCACUGCAUCACCAGCUGCUGCAGGCACAACGGCAGCGGAGCAGCGAAGGCAGGCGGAGCUGGACCGGCUCAAGAAGUACUUUGCAAGCUUGGAGGAGGUCGACUUGCUUGAGGAGAUCGUCCCUGCUUCCCCUUCCCCCGCACCAAACCAGAGCAAGGUUGUCGCGGAAGAGGAUGAGGGCAGAAGUCGUGACGGAAGGAAGAAGCGUGGCAGCACGAAGCACCAGCCGCCGCGCAGUCGCCGCCGCACUGGUGGCAGCACGAAGCACCACCGUACCGUCACUGGAACAGCUGCAGACACCCAGCGAACAAGCAAUGAAGAUGAUGAUGAUAACGAUGAUCCCGAUCCCGCUAUUGAUGAUCCCGCUGGUGACGGCGCAGGGAGACGGAAUGGUGCGAGCAAACACGACCCAGAAGCAGCCUCCACUCAUACACCACAAGCAGCCACCGGUACUCCGCAACGUACAGCGGCAAUCACCACACGAACAACCGCAGCAAGGAGAAAGGCUGCACUGGCAGCCCAGCGUGCGACAUUCAGUGUCGCUGAUCACGUUCACGCAGUGGAUAUCGAGCACCUCUUCACUGGGGACGAGCCGCCGCCUCCACCUUCGCGGUUGAGGUCAACCCAUGCAUCAACCACUGCUGCUGCUGCUGCUGCUGCUGCUGCUGUACCUUACGCAUCCUCCAAGGCAGCCACGCCAUCGCCAUCGCGCCCGUCGUCCGCUGUGGCCUCGCAACGGACUCGCCGCCACCGACUGCCCCUGAGCCGGUCAGCGUCCCGCUUCUCGCGGCGAUCGUCCAUCACCCGCCUCAACCCAAUCAUGCUGUGCGACGACGAAGAUGGGGACGAUGAUGCCUGUGAGGACGAGAAUGAGAACGGCGCCAACCCGAACACGGAUGAUGAAGGUGGUGAAACCGGUGGGAUGGCUGGUGUUGAUCGCACACUGAGUGAAACAGGACACAACACAGCCCCCGAUCUGCAACAAUCCCGGAAGAGCUUGCCUCGCAGUCGCUCCCAGCCCUUACACUCAAUGCACGCGCAUGCCGCUGAUCCAAUGGAGCCUGUGCUUCCAUCACUACUUGGCUCGCGGCUGUGGGGUGGUCACAACACCGCAGCUUCAACCGUGUCCAGCAUGGCGUGCAAGACGCUCAAGGCAAGCACCACCGCCAUCGCUGGUGCUGCUGCUACUGCUGCCACAAAUGUUCCUGCGUGGGUGCUUGCACCUCGCACACACCCGUACGGCGGCCGACGGCAGCGGCACAGGACCACGGUGCCCGCAGCACGGUCGCGAUCACGCCGCUUGCACACCCAAAGCACAAGGCACACGCCCGCCAACAGCAGUCACAGUGCUGAGGAGGCUGAUGUGCAGGGCGCCAGACAACCUGAUGACGAUGACAUGAGUGAUGCGUCUGAAGACAUGGCCGUUUUCUCAUCAUCAUCAUCAUCACCAUCCCUCGCAACAACAGCCGCAGAAGCAACGGCGGCAGCGAGAGACUGUUCCGGUUCCGUGUCGCACCCGUCCUCCUCAUCUUCGUCUUCCUCGCCAUCACACUCAGCUGAGAACGAGCGUGGUGUUGGCGGCCAUGCAUCUGUACCGUGCGCGUUGCUGUCGCCACACGAUGGUACAGAUGAUGAUGGCGAUGGUGAUGGUGAUGGUGGUGGUGCCCGUGAGAGUAGCGUCCAAACAAAACAGCGGAAGAGACAGGGCAAGAGACGCGGCACCACAGGAACACGCAAGCGAAACACCCGCGCAAAACAAGCGGCAGGCUCAUCAUCAUCAUCGUCAUCGUGGUUUCGGAUGCGAAAAGGCGGCGACUUUCUGAAGCAAUUACAAGAGUCCUUUGACAGCAUUGAACAGGAGGCUCUUGAGGAAGGAGACGUGAAGCUGAUCACCGUUGACCGAGCGCCCCCAUCAAGCACGCGUGACGAUGUGAACACGCUCACACGCACACACCCGCGCAUCGCCGCCAAGUAUCAGGCAUAUGCCAAAGCCAUGACAGCCGCUGGCAUUGACCCAAUGCCCCUGUCCUCCUUCCUCACACACCCAGACCACAUUCGCGCUGCCUUGCACUGA